Messenger RNA from Rotaria sordida, 573 nucleotides. The record is from the annotation of a GenBank genome assembly. NCBI's taxonomy places the organism in Eukaryota, Metazoa, Rotifera, Eurotatoria, Philodinida, Philodinidae.
AUGGGUUCAACACGAAGUAAACUGGAUGAUCAUGUUUAUGAAUCAAUAGCAAAAUAUACUGAAUUAAAACGAGAUGAUAUUAUUGCAUGGGAACAACGUUUUUUACAACAAUGUGAUCCAGGUUCAAGAACAAUGAAUAAAGAACAAUUUUGUAAAUUUUAUCAAGAACUUCGACCAGAUGAAAAUGUUAAACGUUUAAGUGAAAAUAUCUUCCGUGCAUUUGAUUUAGAUGGUGAUCAUGGUAUUAGUUUUUCUGAAUUUCUUAUUGCAUAUGUCGCUACAACAGAAGCACCAUUAGAACAUAAACUUCGAUAUGCAUUCAAUGUUUAUGAUUUAGAUCAUAAUUCAAUGAUUGAUAGAGCUGAAGUUUUAUUUAUACUACGUGCUAUGUUUCAGUUAUUAGGAAUGAAUGAUAAUCAAUUACAUAAAUAUUCAUAUGAACAAUGUGCUGAUACAAUAAUGAAAACACUUGAUAUUAAUGAAGAUCAAUGUAUAUCAAAAGAAGAAUUUAUUCAAGGUUUAUUACAAGAUCAUUUUUUACAAAGUCUUAUGAAUCCGUUUCAAAAUAAAUAA